CUUUUCCCCCCUGGGACUUGGGACUUCUGCCACUAACUACUCAAGGAAAGACAAUACUUACAUACAGGUUUCCAUUUCACUCAUCGUUUCAUUGACUUCCAAGGAAGUCCAUCACCUUGGGAGAUUCCUACCCUUCAUUCCCUCAUCGAGCGCAAGACUGUUUUCUUCUCUUUCUCUGACUCCCUAUCCCCCUCACUUUUCGCCAACCCCUAAUUCACAAACAUGUUAGCUCUACAGCAACAGCAACAACAACGAAGCAGGAGUAGUAGUGGUAGUCCUAGAAAUAUCUCCACCAGACGACAGCAAGCUCACCCCGAGGCCUUUUCCUCACGAUAUGGAGCCGGGAAAUCCAGCACACGCGUCCUGAGAACACGAUCUCGCGAACGACAAUCGAGUACCUCCCGCCGUCUACUACAACAACAACAUCGUCGGCGGGAGCCCCCUGAUAGCCCCCCAGAUGGCAGCUCCCUCACCCCGGCGACAGUCACCCUCUGCGUAGGACCCGAGAAGCGUCUCUUCGCCGCUCACAGGGACAUCAUCUGCGUCUCCCCUUAUUUCGCCGCCGUGUGCGCCCGUGCCCGUGCUGCCUCCACGGAUCCGAACAACACCUCCAACAAUCCCAUCUAUCUCCCCGACGAGCAGCCCGAGAUCCUGUCCUGCAUCCUCGAAUACCUCUACCGAGGCGACUACUUCCCGCGACUCCUGCACAACAAAACCCGAAACACCUGGCAGCUGGAGACGGCCUCUUCAACGACAGGGAGUAGCGAUGCUGAACCAGAUGGCGCAACCAUCUUCCAUCCGGGAGUAGGCGCGGAGAUCCUGAGAGAUACAGCUGUAUACUGCGCGGCCCAAAAAUACGGCCUGGAGACCCUGAAACGCCUCGCCCUCCGCAAGCAAGGGCUGCACUCGGGCAUCUCAUGCAGCACCAUCCUGACGAGCGCGCGCUACGCCUACGCGCACACGCCGGACACCGAGUCCAAGCUGCGGGCCCACUACCUCGCCCUCAUCAUCCGGAGCCGGUCGACCUUCAAGCGCAGCGGCACCAUGCAGAUGGAGAUGGAGCAAGGCGGGAAGCUGUUCUUCGAUCUGUUCGUCGCUAUGUGUAAUCAUAUGGAUGAUUUGACGGGUGCGUCGGGGAAACAGCAGCAGUCUAUGGCGAGUACGAUUACGUAGGCUCGGAGUGUAUGUGUUAUGACUCGGGAGUGAGGUGGCACUAUAGAUGAGGACGGGGUAGAUGUCGCCCCCCGGCCCACCACCACCUUCCCUGCUGGUUUUUCGGGGCGGAGAAUUGGGUGGGCUCUGGGUCUUCGGGCAUGUGGACUGUAUUAAGCUUGGCAAG
This is a messenger RNA of Aspergillus fijiensis CBS 313.89, 1339 nucleotides long. Its product is annotated as BTB/POZ domain-containing protein. NCBI's taxonomy places the organism in Eukaryota, Fungi, Ascomycota, Eurotiomycetes, Eurotiales, Aspergillaceae. Gene Ontology annotation, molecular function: protein binding. The transcript has 4 exons. The record is from RefSeq and is a predicted model, not a curated record. Bases 223 to 1173 code for a protein of 316 amino acids.